AUACUUUUGUUUUUGUUUCGCAUAGCUGUCAUACUUUUUUUUCUCCGGAAAAUGCUCGUGCUCUCUGCCACCGCGAUCGUGGUUCGCUCUCCCUGAGUUUCACGUAUCAGCGCCGUCACACCCGCGCGUCGGAGACGGUCGCUAUCGCUAGAAGGAAAAAAAAAAAACAAAUUGAUUCGUCGAGCUGCAAUCCGCCGGAGAGAAAGGCUCCGCGCACACCUGCGAGCUUCUUCACUUGACACUGCGACGGCCGAGCGGGCGACAUUUCUGCGGAGAAAAACAAGAGUCGUCUCGUUUCUCGACGAGAUUUCGCAAAGGACAUUCCCGAGCCCUCGAAGGCAGCGCCCGUCGUCUCGGCAGAAGCUGCACGCUUGAACGAACAAAGCUAGGGUUUCUUGGACAGGAAGGGUUUAGAAUACGAGUUUGCCGAGGUCACAGCAGGGAACCAUGACAGCCCACCCCGACUCCGUCAUCCAGGAGUUGAGUAGGCUGCACAUCAGCCACGUGACACCCCAGCAAUACUCGCCACUCAGGGGCAAAAAGAUAGCACCUGUGGUUCCUCCCAAACCCAAGAAAGUCACCCCAACGCAAGGACACCAUGGAAAUUCGCAUGUGCCUGACACAACAUAUGCCAACUUGUCGGCGCCACCUCCUGUGAUGCCCUGCAAAGCAGAGCCACAGGCGAGCCCAGCCACAGCAUUCGAGAGGCAUGCCGUAGUAUCGGCCGCUGCACUGGAUUCAACAGACCCACUGCCUCCGCCUCCUCCCCCGCCAACACUCGGCCGAAUUCCAUCGUACUCAGCGUCGCAGCAGCAGCAGACUUGCCGUUCUGCCUCAUACUCUGAAGACUUGCCUCCACCAUCGCCACCGCGGUCACCCGACAGCAUGGCAUACGGCACGGCCCAGUCCUCGUCGGCUUCUUUCCACCACUUCAGGCCACAGUCAUCAGCGAGCACGUACGACUCGGGCUCCAUCUACGAGCCCAUUGUGCCGCGACCUCCCAGCCAAAUGUCGGGGUACAGCAGCACAGGCUCAUCCCUGUAUUCGUCCUACUACCCGGGCCGUAUGGGUUCUGGCCACAAGUCUGGACACCAACGUGGGGGCCAGGAGGCCGAGGUGGACCACCUCACCGAUUUGCUGGUGCAGAGCAUGGAGAGCUCGGGCGAUCCAGAUUUCUUCGGCAUGUGUUACAAAUGUGGAGAAAAAGUGCUUGGAGAAGGCAGUGGGUGCACUGCCAUGGACCAGGUCUAUCACAUCAAGUGCUUCACUUGUCACGUUUGCAUGAAAGAACUGAGAGGAAAGCCCUUUUUUGCUAUGGAGGGGAAGCCAUACUGUGAAGAUGACUACUUGAACACAUUGGAGAAGUGUUGCGUAUGUGAGAAGCCCAUCCUCGACAGGAUCCUGCGCGCCACUGGCAAGCCCUACCAUCCGGCCUGCUUCAGAUGUGUAGUGUGCGGCCAGUGCCUAGAUGGCAUUCCCUUCACCGUAGACGCCACCAGUCGGGUCCACUGCAUCGACGACUUCCACAAGAAGUUCGCCCCUCGCUGUUGCGUGUGCUCUCAGCCAAUUAUGCCCGAGCCGGGCAAAGAAGAAACAGUGAGGGUUGUUGCCCUGGAUCGGAGCUUCCACAUCAACUGCUACAGAUGUGAGGACUGUGGACUGCUACUUUCAUCCGAAGCCGAAGGCCGGGGCUGCUACCCGCUAGACGACCACAUCCUCUGCAGGAGUUGCAACGCGCGCCGCGUGCAGACUCUCACCUCCAGGAUGGUCUCCGAGCUCUGAGGUUUCCGUGACGUGGGCCUCACUGCUCAACAAUGUGAUAAUUUUAUGCCUGAAAGGGCUGCACAGUAGCGGCGGCCAGUAAACGAUGGCCAUUUUAGUCACAGACCCGAGUAGCUUGCCCGCAGCUACUCGUCGGGCGAGCGUGUUGUAAAUGUGUAGCUUCUUGUACUGCACACCAUUCCACACAGAUGGCUCUUGAUGGCGUGCGUUGCAGGCUCGCAUCUGUGAGGCUUCUCUUCGUCGUUACCUGUCGCAGUGGCCCGAUUACUGUUCUCUGGUGCCGAGCUUGAGGUCAUGGGUCAGAGUCCCGGCGGCGGGCAGACACCACCCCCGAGUAACAUAGCCGUGGCGGCCGCAUUGCAAUGGGGGCAGAAUGCAAAAAAUGCUCGUGUACUUAGACCUUUAGGUGCACGUUAAAAGAUCCCCCCCCCCUCUUCGAGUAGUUAUGCUUCAUCUGGGCUCUGUCUUGGCAUCCCUCAUUGGAACAUAAAGCGCCAAGAACAAGAACCAGUCUCUUAUUAAGAAUUGAAGGAGUUGACUGGGAGGCAAUUGCCAUUCUUUUUUUUUUUACUGACUAGACACUGCCUAAAACGUGUAGCAUUAGGUGACAACUACUACCAGCGUUAGGAAAUAUCUGCAAACACAGGAGAGAUACUUUUUGAGUAUUGAUAGAAUUUGUACAUAUAUUAUUGUCAUAAAGUCUUAACAGACAUGAGUUCACGAGCAAACGUCACUGCGCAUCAUGCUGCCGCCACAUCUACAGCAUGAAAAGCUUGAAGAAUUUAAAUAUUCACGUUCUGUAAUUUCAGAUGUAAAAGACUUUAAGCAGAAGUUUUUACCUUUUGUUAUCCAGAGAGAGCUGUUCCUCUCAAGGACUACAUAUGCACUUGUUUGUGAGCUUACCAGCACUGUCCGAUUCAGACUGUGCCCAUGUUUAUGAAGAUAUUUCUGUCGUGCAAUGUGAUCCAAAUUAGCCGAGGAUCCACCAGUUUGUGCAUUGGGCUGCGGAGUCUGAUAAUGGUGAAAAUUGAGAUAUUCACAAUUUUUGCCCUGUGCUAGUACUCAUUGCUGCUAAAGAAUGUAAAUAAUAUCAUAGAAGUGCUGUGCCAUGUACUCAAAUUUUGAAGGUCAAUAAAGAACAGUGCCCAUGUCA
Messenger RNA from Dermacentor albipictus, 2935 nucleotides. RefSeq names its product lipoma-preferred partner zyxin (gene Zyx). Gene Ontology annotation, biological process: cell-cell adhesion. NCBI's taxonomy places the organism in Eukaryota, Metazoa, Arthropoda, Arachnida, Ixodida, Ixodidae. The record is from RefSeq and is a predicted model, not a curated record. Gene Ontology annotation, cellular component: stress fiber; focal adhesion.